GUGUAACGAGAGUAACAUUGUGAAUUGCCACAAUGAGGGAAUUUAGGAAAUACAACAGUGACGGCCAUCAUCACCGAAAACACUACCAUAGGCAAUACGGCGGAUAUAACCACUCCCAUAACGAAGAAUACAAGACGAACCCCCACCACAACAGAAUAAACAAAUACAAUAACAGGAAUGCCUACCAGAACCACGAUGAGCGGGACAGCCAAGUGCGCGUGAAAAUCUCAAACCUGGACUACACCAUCUCGAAGAACGACUUAAUGGAACUCUUCAGAAACGUGUGCAAAGUCGUGAAUGCCUGGAUCAACUACGACCACACGGAUAGAUCGGAUGGCACCGGCGUGUGCGUUUUCGAAAACAUCAACGACGCGCAGAAGGCGAUAGACAAAUACGACGGGUCCCAAAUCGAAGGAAUGGCAAUCAAAAUGGAAAUCAUGCACAGGAGGAAUUAUGGCUACAGGAAGAAGUACAAAAGUAGAUGCCCUUGGUAGGAGGGCCGCGCUGUGCUUCCCCAGGGGAUUUGACCAUUUGCUGUCAUGCGGUUAUGCAGUCUUGCGGUCAUGCUGCCAUGCUGCCACGCUGCCAACCUGCCAACCUGACAACCGUUUUGAUUUUUUUUUUUUUUCUCCCCCACUGGGACAGCAGUCCGAACU
This is a messenger RNA of Plasmodium vivax (malaria parasite P. vivax), 656 nucleotides long. RefSeq names its product RNA binding function, putative. Lineage: Eukaryota; Apicomplexa; Aconoidasida; Haemosporida; Plasmodiidae. Gene Ontology annotation, biological process: mRNA export from nucleus. Gene Ontology annotation, cellular component: nucleus. The record is from RefSeq and is a predicted model, not a curated record. The coding region runs from base 33 to 494 and encodes 153 amino acids. Gene Ontology annotation, molecular function: mRNA binding. The transcript has 7 exons.